Callorhinchus milii (elephant shark) is the source of this 2538-nucleotide messenger RNA. It is a transcript of the gene tmem203, whose product is annotated as transmembrane protein 203. Bases 220 to 627 code for a protein of 135 amino acids. Gene Ontology annotation, biological process: intracellular calcium ion homeostasis. Lineage: Eukaryota; Metazoa; Chordata; Chondrichthyes; Chimaeriformes; Callorhinchidae. The transcript is spliced from 2 exons. Gene Ontology annotation, cellular component: endoplasmic reticulum. The record is from RefSeq and is a predicted model, not a curated record.
UGCGGCUGCGCAGUGCCCUGUGGAUGGCGAUGCUGGUGUCCCGCCGCCUGGUCUCCACCGGGAGCCGCCGAAGUCGUACCCCUGUGCCUGUGGACCCCACAGAGUUUUAUUCGCUUGUCGCUGAAUGUCUAAGGGUCACUGACUGAGGAAUCAUCUUCUAGAGGCUGUAGAAUUGAUUGAGGCUGCCAGUUUCGGAGCCAGUCUCCCUAUUGGGCCAACAUGCUGUUCUCGCUCCGUGAGCUGGUGCAGUGGCUGGGCUUUGCCACCUUUGAAAUGCUGAUGCAUCUCAUGGCAUUCCUGGUGUUCUCCAUUCUCCUCGCUAUAAAGGUGGACUUUGUGCCAUUGCUGGCCUGGUGGUAUGUCUUCAUCCCCCUGUUCACAGCCGACGGCCUCAGCACCUAUUUCACCAUGAUCGUGUCCAUCCGCCUGUUCCAGGAUGGAGAGAAGCGUCUGGCAGUGAUGCGUCUCUUUUGGAUCUUGACUGUCCUCAGUCUGAAGUUUGUCUUUGAGAUGUUACUGUGUCAGAAGCUGGUGGAUCCAAGUCCGCAGCUAUGGUAUGGACUCAUCAUGUCACCAAUCUUCAUCCUCCUCCAGCUGUUGAUGAUUAGAGCUUGCAGAGUCAACUGAUCGUUUUAACAAGUUCAACGCACACUUUCCAUUCAGCUGACGGACUGCCAAGCACUAAAGCCUCCUUGGACAACCUUAGAGGGAGAUUUUGGAUUAAACAGACAUUUUGUCUUGGUGCUGUCCUGAAGUGCUGCUUUAUAAUGGAGUGGCUUUCUUUACGCAAUGCAAGCUGACUGCUGUUUUUUCUGGACCCUGUUACUGGACUUAAAGCACGAAAAUGCGAAGUACUCAGGAAGAGAAUGAAGCUGGCAGGACAGAGGAUUUUGUAUAUGUUUCUAACAUUCAAACAGCUCCCAUGGCAGCAACCAGCCUCUUGACCAGCUAUUGCUCCAUCUUGCUCUGCAGUUACGAAGAGAAGAGGGAAAGGAAGAAUGCAGUAAUACAACAGAACUGUAAAGUGUUCCCUAUGUGUUUUCCCAGCUGGAGUUAGUUACGAUUGCGUUAGGUAAAAGUUCGCAGCCAAGAGGCUGUGCCAGGGGUUUACUUGCACUAUUAAUAGGGAUGGGAUGUCAUGAUAUAUUUUUAGGUGGUAAAUUUUUUAACAAAGUAUGUUGAUCUUGUGGCAUUAUGUGAGUCCUGCCAUUUUCAGGGAAAUCAUCCUUGUGGUUCAGGGAAAAAAGGCCUUGUUGUAACUGUUCACUUCCAAUGAUUAAGAUAAGCAAAAGUCAGCUUUUCAGAAAGCGCUGUUAGUAAUAUUUGGACCCCGAUCACUGCUUUUUGACCACAUGUGACACUGAUUAGGGAUAUUGAAGGGGGCAGUCUUUGUUGGUUAGGCUCCAGGAGUUGGCUCUUGCCAACCUGCGCCUAAUACUGUCCAGGAUUAGGUAAGCAGGAUGUGUUAUUACAGGGAGAGAGUGCGCAUUCAAUUCCAACAAUCUAUCUCUGAAAUUUCCAUAUGUAGGUGGGAUGCAUGGAAUUCUCAGUUUGGUUAGGAUACUCGUAAGCACGGUGAUGGGUUUUCGCAUGUGUCAGACAGCCAGCUGACCCCCCAAAAAAAUCCUGCAUUCCAGCCCAUGGUUAGGAUAGCAAUGGCACAAGUGGUUGCUCAAUGCUGCCCGACAUUGACCCCGGCAGAUUUUGCACUGUGUUUUACCAAGUGGAGCUCAGGGUAUGAGGUCUGAUCAGGGAAUUGCUGCAAAUUGGCAUCCGGGCCCCAAUGCAACAUUCAGCAGCUCAACAUCCUUAAUUUUCUGGUGGUUUGACAUGCUGAUCAGCCAGUCCAUCUCACAUUGUCAUUAUUUAGGCUGGUAUGCAAUGCAAUUGCCAGUGAUCUACAGCUAUCAUUGCUUAUAAUUCAUAUCGUCAACAUUGCUAGAGAAUUCAGUGACUAGGUGAUCACUUGCAACCUUAAAAUCAUAAACAAGCUUCACAAAAUAAAGAUGCAAUUCAUCGGGAUAGCAGUUAUCAGACACCUUACUCCCCGCAAGUGACGUUAAAUCGGAACUGUUUGGUAACAUUUUACGUUUUUAGCCAUUGUUUGUAAUCGUGAUUCUUGUAUUUAACUGCAAAAUUAACUGCCUGGAUCAGUUGAUAGCUCUCUCUCCUUUGCGUUUAGAAGGUUGUGAGUUCAAAGCUCACUUUGGGACUUUGAGCUCAUAGUCCAGGCUGACACUCCAGUGCUGUAUUGUCGGCGGUUCCAUUCUUUGGAUGAAAUGUUAAACCACUGACUGGGCUGCCUGUUUGUGACAUUGUUUGAACAGAGAGGGGAGUUUCAUCUGGUCUCUUGGCUAACAAUUACUCAGAUAAAAUUGGUCAUUCACUUCAUGGCUAUUUGUGAGAUAUUGUUUGUGCAAAAUGGCUGCUGCGUUCACUUGCAAAAUACACGUUCUCUGCAUUUUAUGGAAAAUACUCUGAAGUGCUUUGAGACAAUAUGGUGACAUGAUGCGGCAUUAAACCGAAUGCAAGAACUAU